CUUCAGAAUCGAUUCUCUGCCAGAGGCGGAGAAACACAUGGUGCAUUUAAGUUAUGAGGGGCAUGAUGGAGAUUUGCCACUUCAAACAUAACAUAACCCUAAAUCGAUAAAUGCUUCAAUCGCACAACCCUUCAUUUUCUUUGGAAUCUAAGAUCUUGCAACCUCCAAAUGGUGAAGGAGAUCUGAUCUCAGGUGUGAAGGAUGAUCGACCAAAGGUAAUACCCAAUUUCAAAGCAAGCUGAGGGAUCGAAGUUGUCUCUUUCAUGCUUACUAGUUGACACGGUUAAAAGCUUUCAUGGGGUGAGAGAGGUCAUGCACAGUUUCAAAUCUCAAGACAAUCAUAUCUUCCCUUCGCAGAGGAAUUAGUGGAUUCAAAUCCAAUGGAGAACAAAAUGUGGUGAUCUCAUUUUCUUGUGGUUGCUCAACUUCCAUAGACUUCAUGACAGAAAGAUAUUGAUGGUUGAAGGGAAAGCCACAAGAGAGAUGGUACAUAAUAGUGACAGUGAAGAAGAUGAGACAUUCUACUACCGAUACUCUUCUGCUGCUCCCUCUUCCUCAGGAGCAGAACAUCACUCCUCCAAGACCACAAAGAAAUCUGGUGGCAGUGGCGGCCUAGCCCCAUCAAAAUCAACGGUUUACGUGAGCAAUCUGGACUACAGCCUUACCAACUCUGACCUUUUCACCAUCUUUUCUACCUUUGGCAAGGUUGCAAAGGUCACUGUUCUCAAAGACCGUGUCACCCGCCACAGUCGUGGUGUUGCCUUUGUCCUCUUUGUCUCACAAGAUGAUGCUCGCAAAGCUGUUCAAGAGAUGCAUGGAAAGAUCUUGAACAAAAGAACCAUCACCGUCUCAAUCGCCGCUGACAAUGGUCGAGCCCCCGAGUUCAUACGGAGAAGGGUCUACAAGGACAAAACUAGGUGCUACGAGUGUGGUGAGGGUGGCCAUUUGUCUUAUGAGUGUCCUCGUAAUCAGCUUGGGCCACGGGAGAGGCCUGAGCCAAAGAGGGUAAGGAAUGGUCAGGCAGGGAAGGGAGCAAGGCAAUGGCAAACAGAUGGUGGUGAUGAUGAUGAUGAUAAUGAGUCAGAUGGUGCAGAGGGCUUUGAGGAUGAUAAUUGGGCAUCUGUGGUUGACACUAGAGGGGCCAAUGAGAGGAUUAUGAAAGAAACUGAGGGGAUUGUAGAGAAGAAGAAGGAGAUGAAGGAGAAGAAAUCAAGUUAUUUUAGUGACGAGAGUGGCGAGGAUGACUAAUUUGGUUUCUGUUUCUAGGAAAUUGAAAUUGACAAGAUGUUAAUAGAAGAACCAUUUUUUCUGUUUUUUUUUCUUCCCUUUGGAUGUAAAUUGGUUUCUGGUUGAGCUGUGUCUGAAGAAUUGACUCUUUCAACUUUGAUAUGGUUUUCUGGGUGAAGUAUUAUUGGUACAGCUAGAAGCAAUGUUCUACAACUAAAUUUGAAUAUCACCCAUAUGUUUUGCAUGUCCAAA
Molecule: messenger RNA, 1479 nt
Organism: Macadamia integrifolia
Lineage: Eukaryota; Viridiplantae; Streptophyta; Magnoliopsida; Proteales; Proteaceae
Product: U11/U12 small nuclear ribonucleoprotein 31 kDa protein
Exons: 3
Coding region: 457-1248 (263 amino acids)
Biological process (GO): mRNA splicing, via spliceosome
Cellular component (GO): U12-type spliceosomal complex
Molecular function (GO): RNA binding; zinc ion binding
Source: RefSeq, a predicted model, not a curated record